GAGGCGGCAGAGAGAUAGAGCUUGCUGGUGAUUGAGGCUGCUUGUGUCUGACUUAGUCAUGUCUGCCAGGAGGCAUAUCGGGGACGCAGAGAUUUUAAAGAAAAGAAUUCCUCAGAAUCCAAAGUACCAGCAUGUCAAGUCAAGGCUUGAUACAGGUAGCAGCAUGACCAAGUAUAUGGAACGAAUUGAAGAAAUGAAGAGAAAUUACAGAUAUAAAAAGGAUGAACUUUUCAAGAGGAUCAAAGUUACUACAUUCGCCCAACUGGUUGUUCAAGUGGCAUCUGUGUCAGAAGAGAGCGAUGCUGAAAUUACCAGUGAGGAGCUGCAGAGGCUGGAAGAUAACAGUUCAGUCAUGUCAGAGGCAGAUACGGAGCUUCCAACAGACCGGACCAAUGGCAAACACAGCCCUGGCAGUGUUCCUUUAAGCUCAGUCGAGCUGAUUGAUAAUAAGGGAGAUGGGGAUUUCUUGAGCUCUGCGCGGUCUACUCUUCAGAGCGUUAUUAGUGGAGUAGGGGAACUGGACCGGGAUAAUGAUCCAAAGAAACAAUCGAAAAAGGGACCCUCUUCUAGCUCGGGGUCUCUUGACAAACCAUACCCAGAUUGCCCAUACCUUCUUCUGGAUGCACGUGACAGAGAGUGUUAUGAUCAGUGCCAUGUUGUUGGGGCACAUCACUAUCCCAUCGCCAUGCUAUCAAGAACAAUGAAUCCCUUCACUCCAGAAAUCUUGAAUUAUAAGAAUGCACAAGGCAAAAUCAUUAUUAUUUAUGAUGAAGAUGAGAGGAUAGCCACUCUAGCAGCAACAACCAUGUGUGAAAGAGGAUUUGAGAAUCUCUUUAUGCUUUCCGGAGGUCUGAAAGUCAUAGCGCAAAGGUUUCCUGAUGGUCUUACAACUGGCACAUUCCCAGCCACCUGCUUAACUCAGCCAGUCCAGCCUAAGUCUGCACGCAGACAUGCCACACCAAGGGAACCUGUCUUACCAGCUGAAAACAAAUGGAGAUUUUCCAGCCAAGAUUUGGAAAAAAUAGAGCAACAUCUUGAGAAAAUGCUCAUGCCAGCAAACACUGCCAGUCGUCUCAGCCGAUUAUCUACUGGAAGAUCAGAGUCAAAGAGUGCUUACUCAAGAAACAGCCACAUUCCAUCUUCUGCCAGCUCUGUCAGCUCUCAAUCAGUCCGUAGCAUCAGCCCACACAGCAAACCCUGGAAAUGAUUCAUGUACAGUCUCGCCAAUAAACAGUUAUUCCCAUUCACUCCCUACUUGUCUAGUAGAGCAUUUCUUAUUCACGCUACAAGCAGUAUUGCUAGCUAGACAGGGGUUCUUUUGCAAGAAGAUGAAAGAAAAAGAAUGUUGUUUACAGGUAAUUUACAAUUACUGUAUAGAAGUUUCAAUUUGGGGGGGUAUAUGUAUUGGUUUUUGUUCUUUGUGUUACAUAGAGCAGUUUCCUAAGAGAUUACUCUUUGGUGACUCCCUCAAUCUUUACCUCUUGCCUUGACUGUACAUGACAUUUGGAUAUUGUGCAGAUUACUUUAAAUAGUGUCAU
Molecule: messenger RNA, 1538 nt
Organism: Nanorana parkeri
Lineage: Eukaryota; Metazoa; Chordata; Amphibia; Anura; Dicroglossidae
Gene: CEP41
Product: centrosomal protein 41
Exons: 11
Coding region: 59-1207 (382 amino acids)
Biological process (GO): protein polyglutamylation; cilium assembly
Cellular component (GO): ciliary basal body
Source: RefSeq, a predicted model, not a curated record